GCCGGCGAUUCCCUCUACCUCUGCCUGGAUUGUGGUUUGGCGCUGGACACCGAGGCGGCGCUGCUGGCGCACCGCCGCGGGCACGGCGUGGCCGAGCCGCUGCACCGCUGCGCCUGCGGCAAGACCUUCGCCAGCAUGACCAAGUUCCUGUACCACCGGCGCUCCCACGCCGCGCCGGGCGCCGCAAUCCCCGCGCCAGAGCCGAUUCUGGAGCAGCCAGAAUCGAGCUUGGCGUGCGGCGCGUGCCAGAAGGCGUUCCCCAGCGCGGCGGCGCUGGCGCGGCACCAGCGCUUCGUGCACCGGCUGGAGCGGCGCCACCGCUGCGGGACGUGCGGGAAAAUGUUCAAAAAGUCGUCGCACCUGCGGAACCACGCGCGCACGCACACGGGCGAGCGGCCCUUCGCCUGCGGCGAGUGCGGCAAGCCCUUCAACUCGCACGCCAACCUGCUGCGGCACCGCCUGACGCACACCGGGGAGCGGCCCCACGAGUGCCCCGAGUGCCACAAGCGCUUCGCCCAGAGCUCCACGCUGCGGCAGCACCUGCAGGUGCACCUGCGGCGGCCGGCGCCGCACCGCUGCGGCGACUGCGGGCUGCGCUUCCCGCGGCCGCACCGGCUGCUGCUGCACCGCGCCCACCACGGCGGCGAGUACCCCUACAAGUGCGCGCAGUGCGGCCGCGGCUUCCUGCUGCGGCGGCUGCUGGACGUCCACGCGCUCGGCCACGCCGGGAAGGAACCCCUCAGGUGUGAAGGAUGUGGUGCCGCGUUUGCCGGCGCGGCGGCGCUGCGGGAGCACCGCUGCGGCAACGCCGGGUGGAGGUUCGAGUGCGGGAUAUGCGGUAAAAAAUGCGGCACGGCCGCGCGGCUGCGGGCGCACGAGCGGACGCAUGGUGGUCAAGCGGCCAGCGAGGCGACAGCAGAGUGUAAAACCACCCCGCCGCCCACGCCGCGCCGCGCCGGCGCCAAAAAUUUAGAAUGCGGCGAGUGCAAAAAGCUUUUCAGCACGGAGACGUCGCUGCAGGUGCACCGGCGCAUCCACACCGGCGAGCGGCCCUACCCCUGCCCCGAGUGCGGCAAGGCCUUCCGGCAGUCCACGCACCUCAAGGACCACCGGCGGCUGCACAGCGGCGAGCGGCCCUUCCGCUGCGCCGAGUGCGGCAAGGGCUUCGCCGUGGCCGUGCGCCUGGCCGAGCACCGGCGCAUCCACAGCGGCGAGCGGCCCUACCGCUGCGGCGACUGCGGCAAGAGCUACCGCUCCUUCUCCAACCUCUGGAAGCACAGGAAGGUGCACAAGGCGGCGGCGGGGGGCGGGGGGGACCCUCGUGACCCCCGGGGUGGGUCUGGGGGCUUCGGGGAGCCCCCGCUGGAGACCCCAGAGAGCCCCAAGGACCCCUCGGUGGUGGGUCUGGGGUCUCCGCCCCACCCCGAGACCCCCGCCCGGAUUUCGGCCCCCCAGACCCCCGGGGGGGGUCCGGAGACCCCCGGGGACCCCCCAGAGUGA
Molecule: messenger RNA, 1500 nt
Organism: Passer montanus (Eurasian tree sparrow)
Lineage: Eukaryota; Metazoa; Chordata; Aves; Passeriformes; Passeridae
Product: zinc finger protein 574-like
Exons: 2
Coding region: 136-1500 (454 amino acids)
Cellular component (GO): nucleus
Source: RefSeq, a predicted model, not a curated record